UGGGCCCAUAUGCGGGUAUUUCCUGAAUCUACAGUCGCUUUAUUUCGGGAUUCACCGAGCAGGAACAAACAGAGCUCCCUCCUCCAGCUCUGUUUCCAGUCUCUCAGAGGUGUGAAAGCAACACUACUCUUCUGCUAAACUCUUCUUUAUAUAUAUAAAACAUCUCGCCUGUUUAAUGGUUCUCUCCCUGCUGAGUCUUUGCGCCUCGGAGGUGGUUCGGGACCACAGCUCGUCUCCAUGCUGGCUGAGCUGCGUCCCCAUGGAGCUGUUCAGACCCCUGCUGGAGGCCUCUCUGUCCGGCUGCAGACCUCUGGCUGUGGGAGAGCUGGUCCAGAGGUGGCCUGAACGAACCCUGAGGGUCCGGAGGAAACCAGCCCCGAACAGACUCUGUAUUCAGGCUCUGCUGCUGGCGGUGGUGAGGGGGCUGCUGGACCACAGGUGUGCCCUGCAGGUGCUGGACCUGUGUGGUCUGCAGGGAGACGAGGGGGGGACGGGGGACCCGAUGGGAGGCUGGUCCCUCACCGUGGCCCUCUGCACCAUGGUGCUGCAGGCCAGGAGCGGAGCCCAGAGAGCCCAGAGGGAGAGGAAGAGGAGCUCAGACCUGGAGAGGAAGAGGGACGUGAAGAGGGAGAGAGCGGGAGAACACACAGGUGAAGAAGAACUGACUGGAAAACACACAGGUGAAGAAGAACUGACGACAACAUGUGGGAUUUCCAGCGAAGACGAGCUGAUUCGAGGAGUGAGGAGGAGGAUGGAGUCGGAGAGGAAGAUGAUGCCUACAGUGACAGAAUCAGAAAGUAAACAGGAAGUGAAAGAGGACAGUGAAGUGCUGGUGCACGUGAGAGCAGAUCUGUUUGUGAACGCCAGGUCGUGGGAGAGAGUUCGAGGAGCUCUGACCACAUGUGGCCCUCUGAAGCUGCAGUGCAGGUAUCUGAGAGCGGAGGAGAUCUCUGUGUCCAGCAUCAGGGCUCUGCUGGCUUUACUGCCGCAGCAAGGGCUUCUGGGACUUGAUGUUCGUUACAGUAACAUCGGAGUGGCUGGUCUGGCUGAGCUGCUUCCUCUGCUGAAGAGUUUCCCCGCUCUCAGCUCUCUGCGUCUGCAUUACUGUAACCUGGAUCUCCGGAGAGAACAGCCCGGACAGGAAGGAGCUCUGAAGGAUUUAUCUGAGGGUCUCAAGCAGCUGCAGGAACUCAGAUGCCUCAGCCUCACCGCGCUGCGUCUGCCCGGACAACUCAGAGUGCUGCUCAGCUCGCUGCCUCGGCCCCUGGAGGUCCUGGAGCUGCCCUACCUGAGCCUGAGUCCUGCAGACCUGGCCUUCCUCUCCGUCAGCCACCACGCCUCCAACCUGCAGCAGCUGGACCUCAGUGAGAACCGUCUGGAUGAAACCACGCUGACCUCCAUCCGCCGCCUCCUCUCUCAGGCCUCCAACACCCUGCAGCACCUCUCUCUGAGCGGAUGUGGACUCACCGAUAACCUCCUGGUGCUCCUUUUGCCCUCGUUAGGAUGCUGCCGGGCCCUCAGGAGCCUCGCGUUGGCGCUGAACCCUCUGUCUGUAUCCGGCCUCAUGGAUCUGGUGAAGAUGGCGGUGAAGAUGCCUUCUCUGCGGCAGCUGCUGUACCCGAACCCUCUGGAGGAUUAUCAGCCGGGGCUCCCAGAGAUGCCCUCCAGCGCCCAGCUGUUAGACUGGCCCCUGGACGAGGCUAUAGACGUCAACAUCACCAGCAGCCAGAUCAACAGAGCGCUGAAAGAGAGCGGCAGAUCGGACCUGCUGCUGACCUGCGACCUGCUCAACUACGAUAAAGACAUGGUGUGUUAAAGGACCACGAACACCUGACGAUGACAUCCUGCAAACUCUCUCCUGCUUUUUAUAUUGUCUUUAUCAAGUGAUGAAGAUUUAUGGACUAUCACUACGGAACACGUGCGCUCCUAUUGGCUCGCGCUCCAACACAUUGUACGUGAUAGGCUAAGGGGCGGGACAUCUCUAAGCUGGUACACCAAUCACGACAGAACAACGAACACCUGGCGAUGAAAUCCUGCAAACUCUCUCCUGCUUUUUGAUCUUUUCUUUGUCACCAUCUGUCUCAUGUGAAGGUUUUCAAAGAGGUUUGUUUUGUAGGGAGUUUCUCUCCAUUUGACUCCUGUGUUUACUUCUGGAACAUAGUGACAUCACUACGGGACACUCGCUGCCGGAUCAGUACCGGAAAAACACAAUUUAUUUGGCACAACUUUUCUGCACAUCUUGUUUAUUCAGAUGAGUAAAUGAACAGGAUAUUUAUGACGUGUUUUCAGGUUAUUUGCCAUGAUCACUUUGACCCAGAAGAACCUGAGAACGCCUCAUUUGAUCCUGAUCCAUAAUCCAUAUCACAAUCAGACCUUCCUGCCUUAAAGGAGGACGUCCACUUUGAAGCGCUGCAACACAUUGUGCUGCUUCAACUUCUUCCACCACUGAGUAGGACACAUGGAGGGGAUGCUUCAAUAACAUGGUGCUUUACUACUUUGAUAAUACUUCUUGUUGUUGAAUAUAUGAAAUAGUUGGACAUGUUGCUCUUCUGACAGAAUGGCCUGUGCUCUGUCAUCAGGAUGGGAUAUGGAUUGUUAACCCUCUUGUUGAAAUGACACACUUUCUGACCAUGUGCCUUUACAGCUGUUUAUAUAUAAAGGCAUUAUCUCAUCAGCUUGUACAUUUACACACACAUCAACACCCUUUUAAAUAUGUGUGUGUACUACAUAUUAGCACAUGUUUACCUUGUAUGAAUGAACUGCAAAACCUUUAGGAUUAUUAUCCGAGUGAUUCUCGUUGUGUUUUCCAUUUUUGUAAUAUCUUGAACGUCACCAACUGUCCCCGAAUAAAUCAGUCUUUAAUCUGA
Trematomus bernacchii (emerald rockcod) is the source of this 2867-nucleotide messenger RNA. RefSeq names its product leucine-rich repeat-containing protein 14. Lineage: Eukaryota; Metazoa; Chordata; Actinopteri; Perciformes; Nototheniidae. The coding region runs from base 176 to 1816 and encodes 546 amino acids. The record is from RefSeq and is a predicted model, not a curated record. The transcript has 5 exons. Gene Ontology annotation, cellular component: cytoplasm.